Messenger RNA from Cololabis saira (Pacific saury), 4966 nucleotides. Its product is annotated as NACHT, LRR and PYD domains-containing protein 3-like. Gene Ontology annotation, molecular function: protein binding. Lineage: Eukaryota; Metazoa; Chordata; Actinopteri; Beloniformes; Belonidae. The transcript is spliced from 13 exons. Bases 83 to 3805 code for a protein of 1240 amino acids. The record is from RefSeq and is a predicted model, not a curated record.
GAUAGAGACAAAAUCUCCGUCAGGAGUGUGAACUUACAGAAAUACUUUUGUCCAGAAUGAACCGUCCAACUGAAGCAGAGAGAUGAAGAACAUGAACAGAAUCAUCAGUUUUAUGCUUUAUGGUCUGUUUUUGUGCUCCUCGGUUUUCUCUAAUGAUGAUACACAGGUCUCCUGUCAGGUCAGCAAGACUUGUAUCUUACCCUGCAGUUUCACAGCUCAUGAUGACGUUGUCAUCCACUGGAUUGAAGAGACUCCACCAGAGUCCCGGGUUCACUCCUACUAUCGCAAACAAGACCAACUGGGAGAGCAGCACCAGAGGUUCAGAGGAAGAACAUCUCUGUUUAAGGACCAGAUCUCCAGAGGAAACGCUUCCCUGCUGCUGAGAGGAGUGAAGGUUCAGGACCAGGGCAGAUAUCUGUGUUACAUCACUGGAAAUGACGAGAACUUCAUCCACCUGAAUGUGAAUGCUCCAGUCCAGCACGUCAACAUAGAAAAGGUACAAAAUAAAAUCACCUGCAGUUCAGAGGGGAUCUAUCCUGAACCUGGACUCAUCUGGACCACCAGUCCUCCAUCCAGCAGGAACCUGCAGAACCUGGAGAACCUGCAGAACCUGCAGAACCCACCAACAGUCCAGCAGACUGAACAGCAGCUUUACAGCAUCAGCAGCUCUCUGGUACUUUCAGACGGAGAUCCUGACCUGGACUACAUCUGCACCGUCAGCACUCCAGCAAACAGCAGGAGAUCCACGUUGCUUCAACCAGCUGUUAUAAGUGGAUCACACACUGAAACAUUUAUCUCCUGCUCAACCGCCAAUUAUCCAAUAAAGUAUCUCACCUGGACAUUUAACCACAAAGAGAUCAUCCUGACCCAGAGGGGAGAUGAAGGGUUCUACAGAACUACAGAGAGGUGGAAGCAGCACGUGAUGACUGUAUCAAGGACAGGAAGUCUCACUCUGAAGCAUUUAACUUCAGACCAGACAGGAACAUACAAAUGUGAACUCAGGGAUGAAGAGGAAACAUACGUGAAAUACACCUUUCUUCACAUAACAAAAGACGGGACUGGAGUUAUUGUAGGAAUGGUGUUGGGUUUGCUGCUGCUGGUGGUCUUGGUUUCUGGAGCUGUUGGUUACAAAUACAGGAAAAGGGUGCAGGAAUACAGGAAAAGGAGGAAAGAAAAAAUAGGAGAAGGGACUCAACAGAAACUGAUCUCACCUAAGGACGGCAGUGAAGUUCGCAAUCAGCCUCAAACACAUGAAGAUGUGACGUCUGAGGACCAGGAUGACUCCAGGAGUGACAAUACUGUAAAAAUGUGGUUGAAGGACAUUUUGGAGGAUUUGGACUCCAGUGAGCUGAAGGAAUUCCACUGGUACCUGGUGAAUGCAGAUCAAUCAAAGGAAGUUUUCAAACCGAUCCCAGUGUGUGAUCUGGAGCAUGCGGACAUAUUGAAGACAGCAGAUCUGAUGAUACAGAGGUUCUCCUCAAAGACCAGAGAGGUGGCCGAGACGAUUUUAAAGAAGAUGAAAAGAGAUAAAGUUUGUAAAAAGUUGAAGUCUAAGCUGAGGGAGAAGCACCAGCAUGUGUUUGAGGGGAUUAUUAAAGCAGGAAACCCAACCCUUCUGGAGCAGAUCUACACGGAGCUCUACAUCACAGAGGGAGGGACCGGAGAGGUCAACAAUGAACAUGAAGUCAGACAGAUCGAAGCAGCUUCCAGGAAACCAGACAGAGCAGAAACAGCCAUCAGACAGGAAGACAUCUUUAAACCCCCACCUGGAAGAGAUGAACCAAUCAGAACAGUGAUGACGAAGGGAGUGGCCGGCAUCGGGAAAACAGUCCUAACACAGAAGUUCAGUCUGGACUGGGCUGAAGGCAGAACCAACCAGGACAUCCAGUUCCUGCUUCCAUUCACCUUCAGACAGCUGAAUGUGCUGAGAGAGGAGAAGUUCAGCUUGGUGGAACUAGUUCAUCACUUCUUCUCUGAAACCAGAGAAAUCUGCAGCUUUGAAGAGUUCCAGGUCGUGUUCAUCUUUGACGGUCUGGAUGAGAGUGGACUUCCUCUGGACUUCCACAACAAUGAGUUCAUGACUGAUGUUAGAGAGUCCACCUCAGUGGAUGUGCUGCUGACAAACCUCAUCAUGGGGAACCUGCUUCCUUCUGCUCGUCUCUGGAUCACCACACGACCCGCAGCAGCCAAUCAGAUCCCUCCUGAGUGUGUCUCCAUGGUGACGGAGGUCAGAGGGUUCACUGACCCACAGAAGGAGGAAUACUUCAGGAAGAGGUUCAGAGAAGAGGAGCAGACCAGCAGGAUCAUCUCCCACAUCAAGACAUCACGGAGACUCCACAUCAUGUGCCACAUCCCAGUCUUCUGCUGGAUCACUGCUACGGUCCUGGAGAACGUCCUGGAAACCAGAGAGGGAGGGGGGCUGCCCAAGACCCUGACUGAGAUGUACAUCCACUUCCUGGUGGUCCAGGCCAAACUGAAGAAGGUCAAGUAUGAUGGAGGAACUGAGACGGAUCCACACUGGAGUCCAGAGAGCAGGAAGAUGGUGGAGUCUCUGGGAAAAGUGGCUUUUGAGCAGCUGCAGAAAGGAAACCUGAUCUUCUAUGAAUCAGACCUGAGAGAGUGUGGCAUCAAUGUCAGAGAGGCUUCAGUGUACUCAGGAGUGUUCACCCAGAUCUUAAUAGAGGAGAGCAGCCUGUACCAGGACCAGGUCUUCUGCUUCAUCCAUCUGAGUGUCCAGGAGUUUCUGGCUGCUCUUCAUGUCCAUCAGACCUUCAUCAAGUCUGGAGUCAACCUGCUGGAGGAACAAAGAAACACAGAGACUGACCUCUAUCAGACAGCUGUGGACAAGGCCUUACAGAGUCCCAACGGACACCUGGACUUGUUCCUCCGCUUCCUCCUGGGUCUUUCACUGGAGACUAAUCAGAACCUCCUACGAGGUCUGAUGGAACCAAAACAAAGGAGUUCACAGAACAAUCAGGAAACAGUUAAAUACAUCAAGGAGAAGAUCAGUGAGGAUCUGUCUGCAGAGAGAAGCAUCAACCUGUUCCACUGUCUGAGUGAACUGAACGAUCGGUCUCUGGUGGAGGAGGUCCAACAGUCCCUGAAGUCAGGAUUUCUCUCCAGAAUUAAACUGUCUCCUGUUCAGUGGUCGGCUCUGGUCUUCAUCUUACUGUCAUCAGGAGAUCUGGAGGAGUUUGACCUUAGGAAAUACUCAGCUUCAGAGGAGACUCUACGGAGGCUGCUGCCGGUGGUCAAAGCCUCCAAGAAAGUUGUGUUGAGUGGCUGUAGACUCUCAGGGAACAUCUGUUCACUUCUGUCCUCAGUUCUCAGCUCUCAGUCCUCCAGUCUGACAGGACUGGACCUGAGUCUCAACCCCCUGCAGGAUUCUGGACUGGAGCAGUUGUGUCCUGGACUGGAGAGUCCACACUGUCAACUGGAGUCUCUCAGGUUGAAGUGGUGCAGUUUGUCAGAGAUCAGCUGUUCUUCUCUGGUCUCAGCUCUGAAGUCCAACCCCUCCCAUCUGAAACAUCUGGACCUGGGCCAGAACAACCUGCAGCAUUCAGGAGUGAAACAUCUGUGUGGAUUUCUGGAGAGUCCAGACUGCAGACUGGAGACUCUGAGAUUGCAGAGCUGCGGUUUGUCAGAGAUCAGUUGUUCUUCUCUGGUCUCAGCUCUGAAGUCCAACCCCUCCCAUCUGAGAGAGCUGGACCUGAGCAACAACAAGCUGAAGGCUGCAGAUGUGAAGCAGCUUUCUGAUCUGGUUGAGAGUCCAGACUACCAGCUGAAGACUCUCAGCUGGAGAUGAUGAGAGUGACCAGGACUGAUGAGUCGUGUCCUGAUCGUCCUCAGAGUUGAAGCAGCACCAGCUCGUGUGGACAGACUCUGACUGGACCGUGAUGAAGAUGAAGAUGAAGAUGUACAUAGUUUCAGCUCAGUUUGUUUCUCACUUCCAGCGUUUUACAAACUUCUCAGAUAUUCAUGUAUUUCAGUGGAAACCGGUGUAGUUUUCUCCAGGGGGGUUUAUCAAAUCAAAUCAAAUCCACCGCCGUUUUAAAGGCGGUGGGGAAGACACCCGUCUGAAGAGAACAGUUGACCAAAUACAAAAGCUGUUCCUCAAAGAACCCAUAGAGUGUUUUAAAAAACGGUGUGGGAAUGGGGUCUAAAAGGCAGGUUGUGGGCUUUACCUUGGAGAAAACUCUACAAAGUGUCCCCGCAUCAACUAAGGCAAAACUCUCCAGUGUUUCCUCAGAUAAAAGCAUUGAUCCAGGUGUGUUAAGAGUUAAAAUCUGUUGAGAUAAAAGACUGGAUCUAAUGUCAUCAAUUUUACCCCUGAAGUGGUCUGCAAAAUCCUCACAGAGGGCAUCUGUUGCUGUCUUAUGGGAUCUGUUCAGGUUUCCAUUUGUUAGAAGAUCUAUUGUGGAGAAAAGGAAUUUGGAAUUGUUUUUGUUGUUUAAAAUUAGGUUUUUGAAAUGGGCGGUUCUUGCUUUUUUAAUACUGUUAUUGUAGUAUUUAAGGUGUUGGCAAAAAAUGUCAUAAUGAACUGUUAAUUUUGAUUUCCUCCAUCUUCUUUCGGCACUCCUGCAGUUUCUUUUUAGUUUCUUUAUUUCCUCAGUUCUCCAUGGGGGUGUAGGUUUUAUGCUAAUUCUUUUAGUUAAAAUCGGAGCCACUGAGUCCAGCGUUGUUUUGAGUAUUUUGUUAAAAUUGGCAACGAUAAAAUCACAGGGAGCUGGUAAAAUUUCUGCAGGAGUGUUCUGUAAAAUCUGGAUAAAAUUUGCAGCCACUUCAGGAGUUAGGUUACGUUUCCUCACCGUUCUCACCGGGGCCUCCCGCUGGUUAAAACUGGUGAUGUUAAAAAACACGCAAAAAUGGUCAGACACAAACCAAACUCCAAAAUAGAAAAGCAGGCAAAUGAUGUACUAAAGUAUCACAUCUGUAUUGGAAUAAAUGAACAUUGGCAACCUUAUAA